AAUUGUCUUUUAAUCAAAACGAUGAAAACACCUGAUUUUUGAUAAUUUUGAGUUAACACUAUUUUCAAUUUCCAAAAUUGAGUAUCCUUUUCGUUAAUCACAAUGAGAAUAAUAAGCAAAGUGGUUCAUUCCUUGCGAAAAUUUAAAAGUAUGCGUUCGAAUCCAUUUGCUUGCAGAGGAGCACAAACGCAACUACACGGCGUCUUAACGGGUGCCGGUAUCGGCAUUUUUAUAUCAGUUACACUUGCUCAAAUGUCUGCAAAGGACAAACGACGCAAGCUGAAUACUUCCUUAUAUAUGGCUCCACCAAUUACUGAUGCUGACCACUUACUAACGGCAGAAAAUGAUAUGAAAACCAAAAUGGAAUUGUUAAUUAUGAAAAUACAGGCAGAUUUCUGUCAUGCUCUCGAAGCCGAAGAAUAUGGUGGUCAGAAAUUUAAAGUUGACAGAUGGCUCCGCACAGAGGGUGGCGGUGGUAUUACUUGCGUUCUACAGGAUGGAGAGGUGUUUGAAAAAGCGGGUGUGAACAUAUCUGUAGUUACAGGACAUUUACCGCCGAGCGCGGUACAACAAAUGCGUACACGCGGCAAAAAAUUAAGUGAAGGAGAGCGGCCUUUUUUCGCAGCCGGUGUGAGUGCAGUAAUUCAUCCACGUAAUCCUAUGGUGCCUACCAUACAUUUCAAUUAUCGGUACUUUGAAGUGACAAAUAAUGACGGCUCUAAGCAGUGGUGGUUUGGUGGUGGUACAGAUCUCACCCCCUAUUAUUUGAACGAAGAGGAUGCUAUUCACUUUCACAAAACUUUAAAGAACGCUUGCGAUGAAUACGACAUUCUGUAUUAUCCUAAAUUCAAAAAAUGGUGCGAUGAUUAUUUUAGAAUUGAGCAUAGAAAUGAAUGUCGUGGACUUGGUGGCAUAUUCUUUGACGAUUUAGAUUCGCCCAGCCAAGAAAACGCUUACAAAUUUGUUUCCGCUUGCGCCUGUGCUGUGAUCCCUUCUUAUUUGCCGCUGGUUAGACGCCAUAAAAAUGACGAGUAUGGAGAUAGAGAACGCCAGUGGCAAUUAUUGCGUCGCGGUCGCUAUGUUGAAUUCAAUUUGAUCUAUGAUCGCGGCACCAAAUUCGGUCUUUAUACACCCGGCGCUAGGUACGAAAGUAUUUUAAUGUCUUUGCCGCUUACUGCCCGUUGGGAAUACAUGCAUACGCCCCCGGAAAAUUCCAAGGAAAAUAAACUUAUUGAAGUUUUGCAAAACCCCAAAGAUUGGGUACCAUUCGAUCCUGUUCGUGUCAGUUAAAAUAUAAAAAAAUUUCAUAAAUGUUAAAAAUUUUCCUUAGAUUGAUAUGCGUUCAGAAAAAGUAGACUUCCAUGCUCUUCAUAGCUGCAUGUUUCUUACGAAAUUAAACGUCAAGUUAGAAAAAUAUCAUUGCUUUUCAUAUGUAAAUAUACUGUUUUAUAAACCCAA
Glossina fuscipes is the source of this 1458-nucleotide messenger RNA. It is a transcript of the gene Coprox, whose product is annotated as oxygen-dependent coproporphyrinogen-III oxidase. Gene Ontology annotation, cellular component: cytoplasm; mitochondrial intermembrane space. Gene Ontology annotation, molecular function: coproporphyrinogen oxidase activity. Lineage: Eukaryota; Metazoa; Arthropoda; Insecta; Diptera; Glossinidae. Bases 103 to 1290 code for a protein of 395 amino acids. The transcript has a single exon. The record is from RefSeq and is a predicted model, not a curated record.